AUGGGCACAGUUAUUGCCAUAUUUGAUUAUGCUAUUGCUGGGUUAAGAAUGAUAGUAAAUGAUAUGAAUGAAUGGAUAAAAGUAAUUUCAAUUUAUGAUUGAUAUUAGAUUGAAUGCAAGUCAUAAUUAUAUUAUCAAAGUGGUGUGACAAAGAAAUUCUAUAUAAUACAAUUAUUGAUCAGAUCAAAACUGAUGUUCUGUUAAGUUUUAGUUUUCAUCUCUAUCUAACUGAUUUUAAUUGUUGCGAGUUCUUUUUUAAAAGCAUUUAUUAAGAAAUUCAAAACUAAAUAAGAGGUCUUUAAAUAAUUAGUCAAAAUUAAUAAACCUUAAACUAAUAAAAAUUCCUUCAUUUUUAUUACCAAAUUAACUGGAAAGACUAAUAGAGCCAAUCUUUAUUAUUGGAAUAAAUUUUCUUUAUGCAGCUCAAGACUUGAUAUUGAAACAAGUUAUCAAAAGAUUUUAGACAUUCCAAUAAACUAUAGACAAGACAUUAUAAUAUGUUAUCAUAAUCCAUAAUUUAGAGUGUCAUAAAGAAUAAAAAAGAAAAUUGGUAUAGUAAAAGAUAUUCCAGGAUUCAUAUACAAUAUUAAUGCUUUAUAUAAGAUGAAACCAUUUAAAAAUAAAUAUGAAAGAAUCAGAACUAUUGAAGGAAUUGAAAAAGUGAUGAAAUUGGGUACAAACGUUCCAAUGGUUAAAAAUAAAAGAAGAAUCUAAAGUACAUAAACUUUUGUCAGAUUUCAUAGGCAAUGGAGUUCUAGAGAAUAUGAAAGUGCUUCAUAAUGA
Molecule: messenger RNA, 783 nt
Organism: Paramecium pentaurelia
Lineage: Eukaryota; Ciliophora; Oligohymenophorea; Peniculida; Parameciidae
Source: the annotation of a GenBank genome assembly